This is a messenger RNA of Pipistrellus nathusii (Nathusius's pipistrelle), 309 nucleotides long. NCBI's taxonomy places the organism in Eukaryota, Metazoa, Chordata, Mammalia, Chiroptera, Vespertilionidae. The record is from the annotation of a GenBank genome assembly.
AUGCUUCAAUGGAGGGGGGGGGGAGAACAGUCAAUCCAGCUUUUAAAAGAAAAUUCAAUAAAUAGCUAUUUUACAUGGACAAAGUGGUAUCAUGUAUGUCACAUCAAGCAUGCACAAAAAUGCUAUUAUACAUGGCAGACGCAGUCAAAAAAAUACGGAAUCAGAUCUAAAAAGACAGGAAGAAUUUACACAUAUAUACAGGAACCUUGCAGAUUAUUGCCUCAUUUUCACAAGGAAUUUAAAGUAAACAUCGCCAGCCCGCCAGCACUCUCUAAGAGGCUAACUAGCUUGGCAUCUAAACAUCUAUAA